UACUAGACUUAUAAGGGCGGAAAAUGUCUCUCAUAUCAGUUUGCUAUUGCCAAUAUAGCAAACAAUUUCACAAUUAUCUAUUUACUAAAAUUAUAAUUGUUCUAUUUAUGAUUGAACUGAUAAAUCGAUGAAUUCUAUGAUAGAGUCUUUCAUGGACUAAAUGAUAAUUGACUAUGUUUAAUAUCAUCUGUAGACGACUAUUUUGUUCAAUUCUAGAAGCUUACAUUGUCAAAUGUUGGAAGAUUUUCAAGCCUAACAAUUAUUAGUACUUGGGCAAGAGUAGAUUCUAUUCGAAUAUUGUAAAGAAAACUACUAAUUUUCUCCUCAAAAUGUAUAAAUGAAACUAUCUGAGAACAAUAUUAAAUAAUUACAAGAUUUUUCAAUGGAAAAUACGGUUGAACAUAGACAUUAUUCUAUAAAGAAUCACAAACAUGUCUCUUGCGAAUUGACAAACGAUGAAAUUGUUUGGAACCUCAAAAAAGUCCACCAAACAAUCGUUCAAUCAAUACGUUAAUUUAUGGAAGACUGUCGAUGAUAGAAUGGGAAGUCUAUUAGAAUGUAGUGGGCUGAUUGAAAUGUUGUGAUAACAAGGUUUCGUCGUUUGACCUGUUGGUUGGUGAUAAGGGUAGCGAAUGCGCGCGCAUCAGUCUCUGAGACGAGAAGAUGCAGUGAUUUAACGAGUGGCCCAAGACGAACAGUGGAAGAACGCCGGUGACCUUUGACCUGAAGAAAUGAACGAGCCAACCAUCAUGGUGGCCUCCGGUGCAUCUGUCAUCGUCGAACCUGUUACUGCUGCCGUCGAUGUAUCAGAGCCAGAGCUGCAGAUGUCUGCAGGGCAGUCUGCUCUGCAGAACAGCCUGCAGGGCGGUGCCAACGUAUGUGUGCCCAUGGCGCAGUACUGUGCCAUAUGCGGCGACCGUGCCACCGGCAAACACUACGGGGCAGCCUCGUGUGACGGAUGCAAAGGCUUUUUCCGCAGAUCUGUUCGCAAGAAUCAUCUGUAUACUUGCAGGUUCAGCAGGAACUGUGUGGUUGAUAAAGACAAGAGGAACCAGUGUCGCUACUGCAGACUGAGAAAAUGUUUCAAAGCUGGAAUGAGAAAAGAAGCUGUCCAGAAUGAGCGCGAUAGAAUCAGCUGCAGACGACCAAGCUAUGAGGAGCCGACGGCAGGAAAUGGACUCUCAGUGCAAUCCCUGCUCAAUGCUGAGAUGCUCUCCAGGCAGGUUGCUGCUUUGGAAAUGAGCAAUGACUACGAUUUGUCGAACAAGCAGAUCGCGAACAUCAAUGACGUCUGCGACUCAAUGAAACAACAACUGCUCUACCUUGUUGAAUGGGCAAAAUAUAUUCCUGCAUUCACUGAAUUACCUCUAGAUGACCAAGUUGCGCUGUUGAGAGCUCACGCUGGAGAGCAUUUACUACUUGGACUGGCUCGCAGAUCAUUGCAUUUGAAAGACGUUCUGCUUUUGGGGAAUAACUGCGUGAUCACAAAAUACUGCGCUGAAGCUGGAAUCGCUCCAGAUCUGGACAUUAGCAGAGUUGGCACAAGAGUAAUGGAUGAACUCGUUCGACCUCUUACCGAGGUUCAAAUUGAUGACACUGAAUUCGCCUGUUUGAAAGCUAUAGUCUUUUUUGACCCAAAUGCCAAAGGACUAGGUGAUAAAAACAGGAUCAAGUCUCUCCGGUAUCAGAUUCAGAUAAACCUGGAGGACUACAUCAGUGAUCGUCAAUAUGACUCCAGGGGGAGGUUCGGCGAGCUCCUCCUCACUCUUCCUGCGCUGCAGUCCAUCACAUGGCAAAUGAUCGAGCAAAUCCAGUUUGCUAAAUUAUUUGGUGUUGCAAGGAUUGACAGUCUUCUGCAAGAAAUGCUACUGGGAGGUGCUACAACCGAAGCGAACAACCAACAGAACAACACUGGAGGUGGCAGCGUCGGCAGCUACCAGAGCUCCAACGGCUCGCCGGACAGUCACGCCGCUCUCAGUCCGGAGCACAGUCCACACUCUCUGGCCAGUCCACCUCAGCCUCACAACGGCGCAUCCUUGGAGGCGCCUCCUGGCAUACGGGACGACUCUGACGUCAUCAAUGUACCUUACGACCACAUCGGCUUCAAGCAAGAGCCUUCCCUCGAACAUACCUACUAGUGCCGAACACUUUCUGUGCAUGCAUAAAUAGACUAACAUUGUAACAAAAUUUUAUUCACUAUCUGUGAAUAAAAUAUUCCAUGACAUACCGUAAUAUGAAAGAUCAAGAUCCUUUUGACACUAGGAGAUUUGGUCAUGAUUUCAUUAAGAUGAGUAUUUCAAAUUUCAAUGUUUGAUUCUCAUUACUCAUAAAGGUAGAGAUCGAAUAAAAUUGAAAAUGAACUACGCCAUUUUAUUUGUUUUUCAAAAAAAAUUCAAUAUAUCAUGUCACACUCUAUUCUUUCUACACAAAAAGAUUUGCUAACGGCUCGAUUCAGAUACUGUAAAUAUUUAGAAAUUCAAAGCUUGGUUCUCAAAUCUCAUCGGUAGAGAUCGAACAAUAAUUGAAAGUGGGCUACGGCAUUUUAUUUGUUUUUCAAAAUAUAUCUCACACUUUAUCCUUUUCACACAAGGAGAUUGUGAUUUACCAUUAGCCUUCAUUUACAUUGUGAAUUGAAUAUUCCAUGACAUACCGUAAUAUUAUACAUUUUUCAAAAUAUACUCCACAUUAAUCUUCAUUUUCCACAUAAAACUUUCAAGAGAACAAGUUUUCAAUUCAUAAUCAUGCUCUAUGAUUCAUUAAAAUAUAAUGCUGAUAGGCCUAUACAACAUUUUUUAAUCAACUGACUGACGUUCGAAUAAUCAAUAUUGUACUGUAUACCGCACUAAUGCAGAGUAGGAUAUCGUUUCGAUUCAUUUGCUGAGAAAUGAAAUCUCUUAUGAAUAUAUAUUAAUUAAAUCAAGUGAUACAAGUUGUUGGUCACAAUAUUAUUUAUUAUUUUGUAAAUUUUAUUUAGAUAAUUUCUAAUAAAAACACUUUUUUACUAAUGCAUGUGUAUUUUAUGAAUUUCAUAUUUUAUUCUCAUAUCACUAAUAAAACAUCAUAUAUUUGAUGGCAAAA
Molecule: messenger RNA, 3078 nt
Organism: Nilaparvata lugens (brown planthopper)
Lineage: Eukaryota; Metazoa; Arthropoda; Insecta; Hemiptera; Delphacidae
Product: hepatocyte nuclear factor 4-gamma
Exons: 9
Coding region: 732-2138 (468 amino acids)
Biological process (GO): anatomical structure development; regulation of transcription by RNA polymerase II; cell differentiation
Cellular component (GO): nucleus
Molecular function (GO): zinc ion binding; nuclear receptor activity; RNA polymerase II cis-regulatory region sequence-specific DNA binding
Source: RefSeq, a predicted model, not a curated record